This is a messenger RNA of Notothenia coriiceps (black rockcod), 1204 nucleotides long. Its product is annotated as bromodomain-containing protein 7-like. NCBI's taxonomy places the organism in Eukaryota, Metazoa, Chordata, Actinopteri, Perciformes, Nototheniidae. The transcript has 4 exons. The record is from RefSeq and is a predicted model, not a curated record. The coding region runs from base 222 to 455 and encodes 77 amino acids.
CCCCGCCGCCCCCCUCCCUCGUCAUGUCUCGCUAGGAAGCCCUGAUCCCCGUAAGGCACCCGACUGGCAGGCGGCCUUGGACUUCCCUGCUCCCGCCACAGCUGAGCGGCUCUCCUGGGGGGGCCCGGCACUUCCAGGAGAAACUGGACGAGACUACAAAGCUCCUGCGUGACUUACAGGAAGCUCAGAGGGAGCGUCUGAGCGCCAAGCAGCCGCCCAACAUGAUCUGCCUGCUGGCCCCCACCACCAAGGAGCUGGAGCUGGCGGAGAAGGUGACGGGGAACCUGGCGGCGCUGACGGGUCAGGUGGCUCCGUGUGACGUCAGCAGUGUGUACGGCAUCCGGAGGGCCAUGGGCAUCUCCGUCCCUCUGGACCCCCCCGGGCCCUUCAUCGACCUCACCACAGUGACGGCUGAACCAAUGGAGACGGAUUCAGUUCCAAUCAUCGCUGUUUAAUUAAAUUCCUCUCAACUUUUACAGUUAUUAAGUUUUUGUACGAAAGGUGCUUUUUUGUGUGCUGUAGCUUUCCUUCAAUAAACCUCGUCUCUUGUGCAUCAAACUGCAGACUUAGGAAAACAUUUAUUACAUUCUGUCACUGUACAAAAGUCAAUGUCACAUUUGUUCACAUGAAGGCCAAUACAUUAUUAUUAUCAGUAUUAUUAUGUAACCACGAUUACAGACGAUAAGGCCACAGGACAAAGGGACAUCAGUUCAGGUGAUAGUCUGAGCCGGAGGCAGAAAAACAUUCACAGCAGGCGGGGGUAAGGCGUCCUCUGUGCAGCAGAACAAACGCUUCAACAGACGAUGCACACACAGCACAUAUUUCCUCUUUAGAAAUGCAGCAAAUAUCUUUGUUUCUCUGGCAGAUCUCAAAGCUGUCACAUAAAGGGCUAAAGUCUUGAUACAGUCACUUCAGGAUAUUUUUCAAGCGUCCUACUUUGUCGUGAUGUGAAUACAACCCAAAUAAAUGAGCAAGAAAAUUGAUUUUAAUAUUUUAAUCAGCCAGUUUCUGUUUUAGAAACAGCUUACAUAUGUUACGCUCAUUACACAGUAACAGAGCAUCCGUCUUUAAACCCAUUGAAGUUAUGAUCCAAACGGUAUCCAUUGUUUUUUUAUUUUUUAUUUUUGAAAAGGCCUUCACGUCCUUUACCUGUAUUAUUUGGCAUUAGUACGACAACAUCUACGUUAAAGACAAGAGGACAAGU